CUGUGUUUGAUGACUUGUCCAAAGUCAUGUUCCAGGGUGAUCAUGUGUGGCUGGACACUCAAUCAAACAGUGAAUUUAAUGUCCCUAUUGGGGCAGUAGUGAAGGAAUCUGACUCAGGACGGAUCUUGCUGGAGGAUGAUGAAGGCAAGGAGCACUGGAUCACAGCGCGGAACAUGCACGUGGUGCGCCCGAUGCACCCGUCCUCUGUCCACGGGGUGGAGGACAUGAUCCGCCUGGGGGAUCUCCACGAGGCUGGCAUGGUGCACAACCUCUUCAUCCGACACCAGGAGCACAAAAUUUACACUUACACAGGAUCGAUCCUGGUAGCAGUGAAUCCAUACCAGCUGCUGCCCCUCUACACAGUGGAUCAGAUCAGACUGUACUGUAACAAGAGGAUUGGAGAGCUUCCACCUCAUGUCUUUGCCAUUGCAGACAACUGCUAUUUCAACAUGAAGAGGAAUAAGAGAGACCAGUGCUGCGUGAUCAGUGGAGAAUCUGGAGCUGGGAAGACUGAAAGCACAAAGCUAAUACUACAGUUUUUGGCAGCUGUCAGUGGCCAACAUUCCUGGAUAGAGCAGCAAAUCCUAGAGGCCAACCCCAUUCUGGAAGCUUUUGGAAAUGCCAAGACAAUUCGAAAUGACAAUUCCAGCCGCUUUGGGAAAUACAUUGAUAUCCACUUCAACCAGAAUGGUGUGAUAGAAGGAGCUCGGAUAGAGCAGUUUCUCCUGGAGAAGUCCCGGGUUUGCCGGCAGGCUCCAGAGGAGAGGAACUAUCAUAUCUUCUACUGCAUGCUAAUGGGGAUGAAUACAGAGCAGAAAAAGAUGCUCAAUCUGGGCACUGCUUCAGAGUACACUUACCUCACUAUGGGCAACUGCAUGUCCUGCGAUGGCCGGAACGACGCGAAGGAUUACGCCCACAUCCGCUCGGCUAUGAAGAUCCUCAUGUUCUCAGAUUCUGAGCACUGGGACAUCAGCAAGCUGCUGGCUGCAAUCUUGCACCUAGGGAAUGUAGAGUUUGAAGCUGCUGUGUAUGACAACCUGGACUGCUCCGACGUGAUAGACUCACCACACUUUUCAAUCGCCACCAAACUGCUUGAGGUGGACUACAAUGAACUCCAGAACAGCCUCACAAACCUUUCCAUCAUUGUCCGUGGAGAAAGUGUGUCCAGGCCUCUGAAUGUGGCUCAAGCUGCUGAUGGGAGGGAUGCCUUUGUGAAGGGUAUAUAUGGACGGAUUUUCCUGUGGAUAGUGAACAAGAUCAACUCAGCCAUUUUCAACCCAGCUUCUCAGAAUCCUAAAUACAGACGUCAGUCCAUUGGGCUCCUGGACAUCUUUGGGUUUGAAAACUUCAGCAACAACAGCUUUGAGCAGCUCUGCAUUAACAUUGCCAACGAGCACCUUCAGCAGUUCUUUGUGCACCAUGUCUUCAAGCUGGAGCAAGAGGAAUACCUCGCAGAGCACAUUGCCUGGAACAACAUUGAGUUCACUGACAACCGCCAGGCUCUGGAAGUCAUCGCGCUCAAGCCCAUGAAUAUCAUCUCCCUCAUUGAUGAAGAGAGCAGGUUCCCCAAGGGCACAGAUGUCACCAUGCUCGUCAAAAUCAAUUCCCUCCAUGGCAAAAGCAAAGUCUACAUCCCACCUAGGAGUGUCCAUGACACCAAGUUUGGCAUCAACCACUUUGCUGGGGUUGUCUUUUAUGAAUCAAAAGAUUUCCUGGAGAAAAAUCGUGACACACUGAGUGCUAAUGUAAUGCAAGUGGUUCAUUCCUCUAAAAACAAAUUCCUGAGAGAGAUUUUCCAGCAGUCAGCAUGUGUUUACUCUUCCCAGGGCUUGGAUACCACCAAGAGGCUCUCUACUCUGGGAGGACAGUUCAAGCAAUCCCUGGAAAAACUAAUGAAAAUCCUUGAGCAGUGCCAGCCAUACUUCAUCCGCUGCAUCAAGCCAAAUGACUACAAGAAACCACUG
Acanthisitta chloris (rifleman) is the source of this 1964-nucleotide messenger RNA. Its product is annotated as unconventional myosin-VIIa-like. The annotation marks the transcript as partial. The record is from RefSeq and is a predicted model, not a curated record. The transcript has 15 exons. NCBI's taxonomy places the organism in Eukaryota, Metazoa, Chordata, Aves, Passeriformes, Acanthisittidae. Gene Ontology annotation, cellular component: myosin complex. Gene Ontology annotation, molecular function: ATP binding; cytoskeletal motor activity.